AUGAACCUUACUAUCUCUAACGAAAUCACUGAUCAGAUAUAUGGUCCCCUGGAGUUGAGCGGAGAAAUGACUCUGCAAGACCUUACUGCUCUUCUUCAGGUCGAUUGUGGGUUUGACGACGAAAAGCAUGAAAUCUACUACAAUUCAGCCAAACUGGACCCUGGCAGCACCCGCAGUUUGGGCGAGGUUUUCACAGGUGAGAAUCAUCUGGUUGUGAUAAGGCCUAAGAGUGGCAUUGAAGCAUCAAGUCUCUCCGAUGACGCAUUCGUGGAACAGUUCAGGCAAGAGUUGCUGCACAAUCAGCUGCUCAGGUCCCAAUUGAUCACGCAGAUACCUGGACUCGAUCAAACGUUGCAGAAUCCUCAGCUCUUCAGGGAAAGAAUGGGCCCCGUUAUAUUGCAGAGACGAUACGGCCUGGGAGGAGCUGAUAAUCAGGCUCAGAAUCCUUUUGGCAUAUCUUCCCGGGAGUAUAGAAGGCUGAUGAGUGAUCCGGACGACCCGCAGAAUCAAGCUAGAAUCGCCGAGCUUAUCAACCAGCAAGAGAUUGACGAGCAGAUGCGUAACGCCUUGGAGUAUACGCCGGAAAUGUUUACUAGCGUCCACAUGCUGUUCGUGUCGCUCGAGAUCAACGGCCACCCCGUUAAGGCAUUCGUUGACUCUGGGGCUCAAACCACUAUAAUGUCCACCCGUCUUGCGGAGAGCACCGGGCUGACACGGUUGAUUGACAGGAGGUUUGUAGGUGAAGCGCGUGGUGUAGGCGUGGGUAAGAUCUUGGGAAGAAUCCAUCAGGCCCAGAUCAAGAUCGAGACCCAGUAUAUACCCUGCAGCUUCACGGUCCUGGACACACAGGUUGAUCUUUUGCUCGGUCUGGAUAUGUUAAAGCGACAUCAGGCAUGCAUAGAUCUACACAAGGACGUUCUGCGAAUCGCUGGCGUGGAAACGAGAUUUCUCAGUGAGUCAGAGAUACCCAAGGAUUUUGUUGAGAACAUGGUGGGACCAAAUCCAGGCACUGCAGGCAAUCCUGUCGCUGAAACGGUGCCUGGUACAAGCCCUCAGGUCGCAGGGACGAAUGCGGCUGCUACCCGAGGCGCUGAUGCGUCUGCGAGGGCCUUCCCAGAGACUGCCAUUAAGCAUUUGAUGGAUCUGGGCUUCUCAAGAAAGGAGGUGAUCGCGGCACUUCAGAGAGCUGGCGGUAACACAGAGAUUGCGGCCUCGAUACUAUUCCAGUAG
Messenger RNA from Torulaspora globosa, 1230 nucleotides. RefSeq names its product Ddi1p (gene DDI1). Gene Ontology annotation, molecular function: aspartic-type endopeptidase activity; protein binding. Gene Ontology annotation, biological process: proteolysis. The record is from RefSeq and is a predicted model, not a curated record. NCBI's taxonomy places the organism in Eukaryota, Fungi, Ascomycota, Saccharomycetes, Saccharomycetales, Saccharomycetaceae. The transcript has a single exon. The coding region runs from base 1 to 1230 and encodes 409 amino acids.